Molecule: messenger RNA, 1380 nt
Organism: Fusarium verticillioides 7600
Lineage: Eukaryota; Fungi; Ascomycota; Sordariomycetes; Hypocreales; Nectriaceae
Exons: 3
Coding region: 103-1143 (346 amino acids)
Biological process (GO): retrograde vesicle-mediated transport, Golgi to endoplasmic reticulum
Cellular component (GO): SNARE complex; endoplasmic reticulum
Molecular function (GO): SNAP receptor activity
Source: RefSeq, a predicted model, not a curated record
UAGAGCUUGAGCUUCCUUGAACCUCACACGUCACUCAAACCACCAACGGCAGUGCCAGAGACGGGAGAGACAGGAGAUCGACAACGAAACAAAAAUACGACCAUGGCGCGACUCUCGCAUUCUACCGUACAUCCCAUUAACAGAAGCGCAAUCGAUAUUGCAUCAGCAGAGCUGGGGAACCUACUGCUGCGACUACAAAAGACUGUUCUUCAUACAGAUAGCGACCGCGAACGACGACUGCGAUCGAGCGAAUUCGAAAGAGCACGAGUAGCAUCCAACCUCGAAUACGCACGGCACUCUUUGACGAAACUAGAACACGAUGCGCUGGGGAUCAAAGCGCCAGGUCGGAGGGCUGAAGUGCAAAGCGACCUGAAUGGGAAGAGAGAGCUUCUAGAACUGCUACUGGAUCGGUUAGAAGACUUGAGACAAGUGGCAAUUGAGGAGGACGAAGAUGAUGAGAGUACCGACGGAGAAGAUAUCCUCUCAGAAAUAAUACCUACGCCGAGCGAUAGCAUGGUCGAUUCCAUAUCAACAGGACAACCCACCGGAAGCUCAGGGCAAGAUGAUGAUGUCGAGUCAGAGCCCCCCGAGGCAACGACGAUACCAGGGACAACAGCCACGGUACCAGCGCCAGCAUCAACAACACCCCCUGACACGUCUACGACAUCGCAAGAGCACAAACAACGACCCACGCAAACAACGCAGAACCUAAGAUCAAGAGGCGCACCUUCAUCUCCAUCACCGCCUGCCCAUUCAACAGCACGCGCGGCGCUUUUCGCCAAUCGAAGCAAACCCUCUACUCCCCAAACAUCAACAGCAACAGCCGAAGCCUUACUCGACCAUCAACGACACGAACAGGAAGCCCUCUCAGAAUCGAUUCUUCAGAUGGCGAGUGCUCUAAAGUCAAGCUCACAACGUUUCUCAACCACUCUCGAGGCAGACAAGGACGUAGUGGCGCGUGCAGGUGAGGGAAUGGAUAAGACAGAACAGAGCAUGGCGGCGGCGAAGGGGCGAAUGGGUAUGCUCAAGAGGAUGACAGAAGGAAAGGGAUACUUUGGGAGGCUACUGCUAUAUGCAUAUAUCGCUUUGCUUGCUGUGGCAUGCAUACUCGUGGUCUUUGUUUUACCCAAGUUGAGGUUCUGAAGCUGAAACAACAAGGAAACUGGCAAUAACACAUCGGUUUAUGUACAAAUGAGUAGAUUAUAAGCCAUUAUGAGCAUUGCUGUGUAAUUAGCUACCGUUCUAUAUACGCCAAGCAUACUGAGCAAUUGUCCCCAAGUCUCCCAAGAUAUGCACGUCCCAAUCAUAUGCUGCUCUAACCGAUAGUAGCCCUUAUGCCCCCUAGCAAUUGAGGUUGAGAUUCUUAAUUGAUAACCCGAG